This is a messenger RNA of Micromonas commoda, 1089 nucleotides long. RefSeq lists its product with no specific name. The record is from RefSeq and is a predicted model, not a curated record. NCBI's taxonomy places the organism in Eukaryota, Viridiplantae, Chlorophyta, Mamiellophyceae, Mamiellales, Mamiellaceae. The transcript has a single exon. The coding region runs from base 1 to 1089 and encodes 362 amino acids. Gene Ontology annotation, biological process: maturation of SSU-rRNA from tricistronic rRNA transcript (SSU-rRNA, 5.8S rRNA, LSU-rRNA). Gene Ontology annotation, cellular component: nucleolus.
AUGCCGAAGGGUGCGUCCGCCGCACGUCCAUCCCGGUUGACCUCGAGCCCGCCCGCGAUCGCAGGUUGCCAAUACAACGUCCAGCGUCCCAUACUGACUCUUCCCAUCCGUUCCCGACCCAUUCGCUCAACAGCCAAAGCACCGCUUCCGGCGGUAAUCGACGGCGCGCCGACCGGCGGCGGCGGCGGAGGAGCGCGCAAGCGCAAGGGAAAGGCGGCCGCGGACGGCCUGGCCGAGAAGAUGGCGUCCGCGGCGGCGAUGGGCGGCGACGACGUCGACAUGGAUGAGGGCGCGGGCGGCAAGACGCUGGGCGAGCGCCUCCGCGCCAUCGAGCAGACCGCCGCCGAUCUCCCCGUCGACGCGCGGGCCCCCGCGGAAAAGCAGAAGCUCACCGCGACGGACCGCGCGGUGCUCGACGCGCUCGGAGGUAAGGGCGCGCCCCCCAAGGCGGACUCGCUGGCCACUCUCCUCUCGCAGGCGCUCGUCGCCGAGGACAGGGCGCUGGUGGAGCGGUGCCUGAACGUGAGCGACGCGCAGACGGUAGCCAACACGGUGGCGAGGCUUCAGCCGCACGUCGCCGUGCGAUUGCUCGCCGCCGCGCUCGAUCGCAUGAGGACCAAGCCGAGCCGCGGGGAGCAGCUCGCGCGGUGGAUGCGAACGGUGAUGCUGCACCACUCGGGUUUCAUCACCACCAGCGCCAAGGCGCAGCAGGCGGUGAUGGAGCUUCAGCAGACGGUUGAGGCGCACGUCGCCAUGCAGCGGCCCCUCCUGUCGCUGUUGGGUCGCCUGGACCUGCUCCUGCACAAGCAGCAGCAGGUGCCGGACGGCGAGGACGGUGACGGGGACGGCGGUGAAGGCCCUCUGACGGUGUACACCGAGGGUGAGGACGACGUCAACGUGCUCAACGAGGUCGUGGGCAACGAGGAGAGCGACGACGAGUGGGAGACGGAUGACGAGGCAAACGACGAUGAGGACGACCUCGACGGGUUCGACGACGACGACGACGACGACGACGACGACGACGACGACGACGACGACGGGGAGGAUAUGGAGGAUGAUUUCGACGGCGAAGAUGAAGAGGAUGAGUGA